UAGGAAUUGGUCGUCCGCGACGGCGACCUCACUCAACCGGUUUGUCUCCGGCUGUCGUUGCCCUUCCAGAUGACAAUGGUGAUGUUAAUCUGUAAGAUCGACUCCCCUUUGUUCGAGUCUUUGAGGGAAGCUUCCUGGAAUUGCCGGCGACGACCUCCUUGCUCGGGUCGUCUCCGGCUGUCGUUGUCCGGGAAUUGAACGCGGAAAAUGACAGUGGCGAUACUAACCUAUAAGAUCAACCUCCUCCUUGAGUAGCUUCCAGGAAUCGUCUUCUUGGCUGCUUUCCAGGAAACAGCACAAUGGAUUCACAGCCUUGCAAUCUCCGUGUACCUGUUUUUUCCACGCUGAAUUUUCCAACGCGUUACUCCCCACGCUGCUAUUUGCCGGGGCUCCUCAUAUCCCGCUGGCCUACAACCGCAUCCCCAUAUCCCGCUGCACCACCAGUCCACCACCUAUUCCACCUCCGGCCGCGGAUACGCCACGGCCAUCCACCUCUUGAGCUCCGGCUCACCCAGUUGGACUUCUCCGGCACCACUGCAGCUCCUCCCUUUGAAUCGCCGUCACGCUCACUUGCAGCACGCGAGCGGGCUGCUGAGCCAACACCAGAAGGAGCCUCGGUAUUGAGAUGUCUGCACCGGUGGUCAGCGCCACCAUGGGGGCGAUGAACCCCCUCAUCGGCAAGCUCGCCGCACUGAUGGGCGACGAGUACAAGAAGCUCACGUCAGUCAGGAAGCAGGCCUCGUUCCUCAAGGACGAGCUUAGCGCCAUGAAAGCUCUCCUUGAGAAGCUUGAGCUCAUGGAUGAACUGGAUCCCUUGGCCAAGAACUGGAGGGAUCAUGUGAGGGAGAUGUCCUAUGACAUGGAGAAUUGCAUCGAUGACUUCAUGCGAGACCUUGGAGGUGCCGAUGCCAAGGCGGGCUUUAUAAAGAAGACGGUUAAACGUCUCAAGAUGUUGCGAAAGCAUCAUCGUAUUGCUGAUCGGAUGGAAGAGCUCAAGGCUCUUGCUCUACAGGCAAAUGAACGACGCAUGAGGUACAAGAUUGACGAUAGCAUCAACUCUACUACUCAUGUCAUUGCUGUUGAUCCUCGUUUGUCGGCGAUCUACAAGGAGGUAGCGGGCCUUGUGGGUAUUGAUGGCCCAAAGAAAGAACUUAAAAGUUGGUUACAAGAUACCCAAGAAAAACUCAAAGUGGUGGCUAUUGUUGGAUUCGGAGGUCUUGGUAAAACUACACUUGCCAAACAAGUGUAUGAUGAGAUAGGAGAGCAAUUCAAUUGUAAGGCAUUUGUAUCGGUUUCUCAAAGACCUGAUAUGACAAACCUCCUCCGUAGCCUACAGUUGGAUCUCAAGGUGGAGGAGUCAUCUCGUACUAACGAGGUACAAGAUAUCAUUGCUCGUCUUAGAGAGCAUCUCACACAUAAAAGGUACCUUAUUGUAGUUGAUGACUUAUGGAAUCAAUCAGCAUGGAAUAUCAUGAGUUGUAUCUUUCCAGAAGUCGGGAAUGGAAGUAGAGUAAUAGUAACUACACGAGUGGAGGAUGUGGCUAUUUGGGCGUGUCACAAUGACCAUGAGUGUGUUUAUAGAAUGGAACCCCUCAAAGAACAAGACUCAAGAAUGUUGUUCUGUAAUAGAGUAUUUGGUUCCGGAUAUGCCUGCCCAUCACACUUAAAAGAAGUUUUGGUUGAAGUUUUGAAGAAGUGUGGAGGGUUGCCACUUGCAAUCAUCACUAUAGCUAGUCUAUUAGCUAGUCAUCAAACAAGGUCAACGGACAAGUGGGAGAGCAUAAGAAAUUCUUUGGGCGCCAAGAUUGCCACAAAUCCCACCUUAGAAGAGAUGAGGAGUAUACUAAACCUUAGCUACAUGCAUCUUCCUCUUCAUCUUCGCCCAUGUCUCCUGUAUCUUGGCAUGUAUCCAGAAGACGAAAUGGUCAGGAGGCAUGAUCUGGUUUUACAAUGGAUAGCUGAAGGCCUUGUCAAUUGUUCUCAUGGGUCAGACUUGGAGGAUACCGGGAAGAGUUAUUUUAAUGAGCUUAUCAAUAGAAGCCUGAUUCAGCCGGCUGAGACCUCAAAGUCUGGAGAGGUGGAGUAUUGCAGAGUACAUGAUAUAAUGCUUGAUCUGAUCGUCAGCAAAUGUGCAGACCAAAAUUUUAUCAACGUGGCAUAUAAUUGUGAAGGCGUGGCAAGAAUGCAUGCCUGUGAGUACAAGGUCCGUAGGUUGUCCUUGAAAUCAAGCACCAAUGAUGCAACAUUGAGGAUCGUUGAUACUAGCAUGUCACAAGUUCGAUCAUUUGCACAAUUUGGAGAGUCCAAGUACACACCUCCUCUUUCACUAUUUAAGUACCUUCGGGUGCUGGUGUUUAUAUUCCCAUUUACGAGGAGUACGAUAGUCGACCUCACUGCAAUCGGUCAAUUGUUUCAGCUAAGAUAUCUGAAGGUUUCUACAUUCCCAGGCUCAAUAGAUCUGCCUGCUGAAGUUCGCGGGCUUGUUCAUUUGGAGACGCUGGAAAUAUCUAGUGGUGCACGAAGCAUCCCGUCAGAUAUUAUUUGCUUGCCACGGUUGUCUCGUCUGAUCCUUCCGAUUCAACCAUGUCCUCCUCAAGGGAUUUCCAACAUAAAAUCAUUGCGUGCACUACACUGUAUGAAUAUCUCGCUAGAGGAUAUUAAUGGCCUUACUGAGCUGACCAGCCUGAGGGAGUUGAGGAUUUAUACUGAUGUGGUGGCGGGUGAAGUUGAUGCUUUGGUAUCCCUAAUUGGAAAGCUCCAUGGCCUAAAAUACCUCAAGGUCAGUGCUUUGUCUUCUCAACAUCAUUGCGGCCCGAUGUACUCAUUAUCCAACCCUCCUCUCCAUAUCGAGGAACUUGAUCUGCCCGGGUGGAUACUGAAGAGAGUUCCCACAUGGAUUGGCGACCUCCAUUUCCUUCGGAUCUUGAAUUUGUGGGUCGACAACUUGUCCAACGACGAGGUUCAUGUUGUGGGAAAGCUGCCCUGCCUCGUCCAUCUGGAUCUACGGGUAUACGCUGAAGGCGGGGCCGUAAUCUGCACGGGCUUAUUCCAAGUCCUGAAAGUCCUUCGUCUCUUCUCUCAUGAUGUGGCACACAUGCAGUUUCAGAUAGGCCUAAUGCCCAGCCUGCGACAGCUCACUCUAGAAGUAAAUAAUGGCUGGGGUGGUGGUGUGCCUCGAGGCAUGGAGCACCUAUUGGCCCUCGAUCACAUCUCUGUAUUUGCCAGACACGGCGUCAAGCACCGUGAUGUUGAGUCUGCCUUCAGAAGCGUGGUCGACGUGCACCCAAGACGACCUUUCCUAGAAAUAAUAAAUAAUGGGUCUGUCUAGGUCUCAAGCUAAGUCUCAGUACACCAUACAAUAGUAGCCCAGCCCAUUUUAGCUCUUCAUUCAGUCUUGGUGUUUUUCUAUUGUUCUUGGACCGGCCUUGUUAUUGCCUUUGCCUUAGGCCCCGCUUGGUUCCUCGUUUUAGGGCCCAAUACACCUGUAAAAUAUAUCCCUGUAAAAUAAAAACGGAUGGCCUUUCGUUGGUGCU
This is a messenger RNA of Triticum dicoccoides, 3533 nucleotides long. RefSeq names its product disease resistance protein RGA5-like. Gene Ontology annotation, biological process: defense response to other organism. Bases 626 to 3328 code for a protein of 900 amino acids. Lineage: Eukaryota; Viridiplantae; Streptophyta; Magnoliopsida; Poales; Poaceae. The record is from RefSeq and is a predicted model, not a curated record. Gene Ontology annotation, molecular function: ADP binding. The transcript has 3 exons.